AGCUUGUCUAACUGAAUGGAAAUUUCUAGAACACUAGAAAAGAUGCAUUGGUACCAUACACAGGAAUUCAUUGAACUUCAAACACCCUCGAGAAAUGAAGGAAUUGACUUUGAAACCGAAGCAAGAUACCGAAAAGAAGGAGCACGUUUUAUCAUGGAGCUUGGGAACAAGUUAGGACUACGCUAUUUAACUAUGGCAACUGGUAUAGUCUUCUACCAUCGAUUUUACAUGUUGCAUUCUUUUAAAGAAUUUUCAAGAUGGGUAACAGGUGCAACUUGUUUAUUUCUGGCUGGUAAAGUUGAAGAAACGCCAAAAAAGUGUCGUGAUAUACUGAAAGUUGCUCAGCAGUCUUUAACAGAUAGUCAGUUCAAAAGAUUUGGAGAAAACCCAAGGGAGGAAGUGAUGAUCAUUGAAAGAAUACUCCUGCAGACGAUUAAAUUCGACCUCCAAUUGAGUCAUCCUUAUCAAUAUCUAAUAAAGUUUGGAAAAUUACUUCAAGGAGACAAAAGCAAAAUAAACGAACUCGUUCAAAAAGCUUGGAUAUUUAUUAAUGAUAGCCUAUCCACGACGUUAUGUUUAGUAUACAAACCUGAAGUGGUUGGUCUGGCUGUGUUAUUGCUUGCUUUUAAAUUAUCCAAUCAGAAUAUCAGAGAUUUGAUGGCCAAGCCGCGUGUUGAUUGGUGGAAGGAGUUUUAUGCUGACGCUGACGAAAAAGAACUUGAAGAAAUAUGUAAAGAACUUAUGAACAUGUAUGAAGGGAAGGCACCUAAACGACGUUUUCCUAAUCGCCACAUCGAAAAGAUGAAAUCGAGCAGUCAGAGUAGCAGCCCCGUGCCACCCGGCAGUCCUCAGAUAAAAAAACAGAAAAUGUCAUCACCGUCCACUUCCACGACAGCGGCGACUACUGCCACCACCGUCUCCAGUGCCACCGUUUCAAACAUCACUGCAACAUCUUCCACAACAACAGACACAAUAACCACCAACACGGAAACAAAAACUACCGCUGAAACAGUUGAAAAAGAAGAAGAACCUGUUGAAAUAAAGACAAAACUAUCUACCGCUACCACGCCGGAAAAAACGGUCGUUACUUCAACGGAAAAUGACUCAACUAUUACCUCUGGUGCCAGCGUAACAGUAGAUAACGAAAAGGUAGAGUCUCAAGUUGAUGUAAAAGCGGUGCAACGGAGUAGCGCAACCACGCAGGUUCAACCAGAACCGCCACAGCCACCACAAGUUAAUUAUGUGCAUCCACAGCAACCGCAACUUCCAGACAAUAAACAACAGCAGCAGCAGCUACAGUAUCAAUAUCAACAUCUUCAGACGCAACAGUCUUUGCAACAACAACAACAGCAUCCGAUGCAACAACAGUUGCCCCAGCAACAGCUUCAGACCCAGCAACAGCUUCAGACCCAGCAACAGCUUCAGACACAGCAGCAGCUUCAGACACAGCAGCAGCAGCUUGCGUCGCGACAACGACAGCAACAACUAGCCCAGCAACAACAUAUGGUACAACAAACAAAUUACCAACAACAACAACCAUUUGGUCAGGCGAACAUUUCAAUGCAACCCUCCAACGUAGUUUCUUCUCAAGCUCCAAUUGUUGACCAUAUGUCUUCAUUCUUCCAAGCAGCUCAACCAUAUAAUCAAUUUCCUAACCAAGCUUUUUCUACGCCACCUCAAAAUUUCACGGUGCCGCCUUUUCCGCCACAACAACAGACUUUCCCUCAACCUCAUCUACCAGGAUUUAUGAACAUGGCACAGGUUGCUCAGAGAAAUAAUUUUAUGGACGCAGGGAAUAAUACAACACAGGGGUUUAACUUUGCAAAUGCUCGAUCAAUGAUGAUGCAACCGCCGGGAAAUUUACCCCACCAGUUGCCACUACCUCCUGUUUUUCAAGGUGCACCAUGGAUGCCCCCACCCUAGCAAAUUUUACAUAUGUUUCCAUAAAUUGAUCUAGAUUUGUGUAUCAAGAUUUUUAUGAUAACUAUUUUGAUA
Molecule: messenger RNA, 1995 nt
Organism: Hydractinia symbiolongicarpus
Lineage: Eukaryota; Metazoa; Cnidaria; Hydrozoa; Anthoathecata; Hydractiniidae
Exons: 9
Coding region: 16-1923 (635 amino acids)
Biological process (GO): positive regulation of DNA-templated transcription, elongation; regulation of transcription by RNA polymerase II
Cellular component (GO): nucleus; cyclin/CDK positive transcription elongation factor complex
Molecular function (GO): cyclin-dependent protein serine/threonine kinase activator activity
Source: RefSeq, a predicted model, not a curated record